This is a messenger RNA of Lingula anatina, 1208 nucleotides long. Its product is annotated as nitric oxide-associated protein 1-like. Gene Ontology annotation, molecular function: GTP binding. Lineage: Eukaryota; Metazoa; Brachiopoda; Lingulata; Lingulida; Lingulidae. The record is from RefSeq and is a predicted model, not a curated record.
CGACAACGUGUUGUCGGUGUAGUAACAAUUUUUGUUAAUAACUGAAAAUGCAAAGAAUUUUUAAUCGGUCCUGUACUUCCUCCUCUGGUGCUCUAUGGUCUGCAGACUUUCACUUUCUCAGCACAGCUAUUCCAUAUUCACAUGGUUCUAAGAGAAAUGCAACCAAAAACCCCAGAAUAAAAAUGAAGCCAAGAAUUUGGGUGAAAAAGAUUAUCGAAGCGGAGAAUGAGAAAAAGAUGAAGCGGAAUCCACCAUUACAAAUGUCAGAUCCUGUUGAGACAUUGCCCCUGAUAGCAAGAAUGAAAUUAGAGAAAUCCCAAGAAUCCUAUGCAAGUUAUAUGCCAGAUGUUAUAUUGGAGGAUGGAAGAUUCAAAGGUCUUAAAGGAGAGAAGGGUAUUGUAGAUGAUGAUAAUGAACAACAGAUAGAUCCUGAAGUAAAAAAAAUCAAAUUAGAAUACCAGCGAGAAGAGCUGAGAGAACUUAAAAAAGAGAUUAGAGAGUUGGAACAAGCUCCAGAAAUAAUGCAAGAAGAAGAUUAUACAGAAUCAAUACAGAUUGAUGACUCAGUUUACCCUAAAAGAUCAAACAAAAGCAAAUUAUAUGGAGGACCAGAUCCAGAAGAACCCAUCAGUGAUGUGCCUUGCACAGGGUGUGGUGCACUUCUGCACUGUCAGGACCCUGGGGUUCCAGGCUACAUGCCCAGUCAGAGAUAUAAACAGUUGAAACCAGAAGAAAGGAAAGCUGCCCACUGUCAGCGCUGUCAUAUGAUGACACACUUUAAUUUAGCUUUGAAUGUCCAAGUUUCCCCCAAAGAAUAUCCACAGAUCAUCUCAGAACUCAAAACUCAGAAAACAUCUCUGGUGAUAUUAUUGGUAGAUUUAUUAGACCUCUCCAAUAGCUUUAUUGAUAAUUUAUGGGAUCACAUUGGCAAUCAACAUGAGUUGAUUGUACUGGGCAAUAAAGUUGACUUAUUGCCACGGGACUAUUUUGGGUGGUUCGAGAGAAUUGAGGCAUCAUUUAAGCGCCAUAUUAGAAAAGCUGGACUUAGUGAGGGAACCAUUCUUCAUACAAGGCUGAUAAGUGCAAAGACAGGUUAUGGUGUGGAAGGAUUGGUCAGCUUGAUCAUGAACAAAUGGGGAACUGAUGGCUCUAUGGUCUGCAGACUUUCACUUUCUCAGCACAGCUAUUCCAUAUUCACAUGGUUCUAA